CACAAUGAAACAUUUGCACUCUGCUCUCAUCUUUCACUCCAAUUUUCCUUCUAUACUAUUCUCACGCAUGUAUUUUUUUUUUUUACAAUAACUAUAACUCUUAAUUUCUCUAUCAUUUGAACCUACAUUAACCAAGCUUCAAUUAAUGGCAUUGCUGAGGCUUGGAUCCAAAUCUUCUGAUAUAUUUCGUCACGAAGGCCAAUCAUGGGUUUGUACAACUGGACUUACAAGUGACGUUACCAUUCAAGUAGGCGAAACAUCUUUCUUGCUCCACAAGUUUCCAUUGCUUUCCAGAAGUGGAUUACUAAAGAAACUCUUUGCUGACUCCACAAAUGAGGAUGGAUCAAAUUCUGUUUUACAACUUCAUGAUAUACCCGGUGGAGACAAAACAUUUGAAAUCAUAACAAAGUUUUGCUAUGGUGUAAAAAUAGAAAUCACAGUAUUAAAUGUAGUUAGUCUAAGAUGUGCAUCAGAACAUUUACAAAUGAAUGAAAAUUACGGCGAAGGUAACUUAGUUGAAGUGACAGAAACUAUUCUCAAUGAAGUUUUCAGCAAUUGGUCAGACUCAAUAAAAGCACUUCAAACAUGUGAAGAAGUUAAGUCUUAUGCAGAAGAGCUUCACAUUGUUUCAAGAUGUAUUGAUUCCUUAACAAUAAAAGCAUGUUCUGAUACAAACAUGUGUCAAACAUCAUCAUGGAAUGGUGUUUGUUCUGAAACUAAAUCACCAAUUUCAAGUGAUGAUUGGUGGUAUGAAGAUUUGUGUUUGUUAAGUUUACCUUUGUAUAAAAGACUUAUUGUAUCUAUUGAAGCAAAAGGUAUGAAACCAGAGAAUGUUGCUGCAUCAUUAAUAUUCUAUCUUAGAAGGUUUAUACCUUUGAUGAAUAGACAAUCAAGUUUCAAUGACAAAACUAGUGUUAGUCAAGGGACAACACCAAGUAGAGGUUCAGAAGGAAAUCAAAGGGUAUUAUUGGAAGAAAUUGUUGGAUUAAUUCCUAGUAAAAAAUGUGUCAUACCUUCUAAAUAUUUACUUAGGUUGUUAAGAACAGCUAUGAUAUUACAUGCAAGUUCAUCAUGUAUAGAGAAUUUGGAGAAAAGGAUUGGUUCUCAGCUUGAUCAAGUUGAGCUUGUGGAUUUGUUGAUACCAAAUAUGGGGUAUUCAGUUGAGACACUUUAUGAUAUAGAUUGUGUUCAAAGGAUUAUUGAUCAUUUUAUGUCUAUGUAUCAGCCUGGAACUGCAUCAACUUCACCAUGUAUAACUGAAGAAGGGCCAUUGAUAGAUGGAGUUGAUGCAUUGACACCUAUGACUAUGGUGGCUAAUUUGUUGGAUGCAUAUCUUGCUGAGGUGGCUUUGGAUGUUAAUUUGAAGUUGCCUAAGUUUCAAGCUCUUGCUGCUUCUAUUCCAGAUUUUGCUAGGCCAUUGGAUGAUGGUUUGUAUCAUGCAAUUGAUGUGUACCUUAAGGCACAUCCUUGGCUCAUAGAUUCAGAAAGGGAACAAUUUUGCAGACUAAUGAACUGCCAAAAACUGUCAUUAGAAGCAAGCACACAUGCAGCACAAAAUGAAAGAGUACCACUAAGAGUAAUAGUGCAAGUCCUGUUUUUUGAACAGCUUAGACUCAGAACAUCAAUUUCUAGCUGGUUGUUUGUUUCAGACAACAUUGAAAACCAACAAAGUGGAAACUUUGGAUUCUCAAGGAGUAAUGGAAAUGUUCAACUAGACCCUACACAACAAGGUGGUGAAAACUUAAGGGAACGUGUGUCAGAGUUAGAGAAGGAAUGUUCAAGCAUUAGAAAUGAGCUUAAGAAGUUGGUUAAAACAAAGAGAGGUUGGAGCAUUUUUCCAAGAAUUUUCUUUAGAAGAAGUUCAUAGUGUUUGGAAUUAGAAGAUCCAAUAGCUGCAAUAUGAGUACACACUAUCUUCCAACAAGAAUGGAAAACUAAAUCAUUAUACUUGUUAAUGUUCACUGAAAAAGUAUAUAUAUCUUCAUAAGUGGAGAUUCUGUUCAACUUUUUUUUGGAAGUAGAUUAAUCGACAAGUAUGACUAACAAACUCCCACACACAAAUUGGAAAUCUCAAUUUCGAACUUAAGUCACUGUAGAAAAUA
Molecule: messenger RNA, 2102 nt
Organism: Cicer arietinum (chickpea)
Lineage: Eukaryota; Viridiplantae; Streptophyta; Magnoliopsida; Fabales; Fabaceae
Product: BTB/POZ domain-containing protein At5g03250-like
Source: RefSeq, a predicted model, not a curated record